AAAAAAAUGAAAUACUUAGUUUUUCUAUUUCUGGCCACGUCAGUGUCGGCCAGUUUCACCGACGAUGUUUACCAGAUCCUGGCCAAGGAGGAUUCGGAUAAAAACAUAAUUUCCUCCCCUCUCUCCCUCGAAAUUGUUAUGGCCUUGCUGUAUAUGGGAUCCAAGGGGAACACGGCUAAAGAAUUACAAACGGCUCUAAAGCUGCCUGGGGAUAGGAAUGAUGUGGCCAAGAAAUACAAGGAUUUCUUCACAAAUCUCCAUGGUCGUGAGAAGAUCGCUAUUCUUGAGCUGGCGAAUCGCAUUUACGUAAACGAUCAGAUAAGCUUAGUGCCAGAGUUUAAUAAGAUUGUGGCUGACUCCUUCAAAGCCGAGGCAGUGCCCAUUAGUGUGCGUAAUCCCACAUCUGCGGCAGCGACUAUUAACUCUUGGGUCUCUGGGCAUACGCGGAACAAAAUAAGCAAGAUUGUGGACCCUGAACAUAUAAAUGAUGGUUUAUCAACGAUUCUUAUAAAUGCCAUUUACUUUAAAGGUGAAUGGCAGUACAAAUUUAACAAAGCUUAUACUAUGAAGCACAUUUUCCGAACUUCUUCGAAUCAAGAACUUCAGGUUGACAUGAUGGGUCCGAAUAAGAUAGAUAUUAUGGCCAAUGAGUUCGCCGACUUAGAUGCCAAGGUUAUUGAACUUCCAUAUCGAAACUCUAGCCUCUCCAUGCAAAUAUUCCUGCCAAACCGUAUUGAUGGUCUUAGUAAAUUGGAAAGCCAGAUCGGACGCUUCGACCGAGACCUCCGUCGACAAACCGUGAUUGUACAAAUCCCAAAAUUUAAAAUUGAGUUUGAAAAAAAACUCGAAGAGGUUCUCAAAAAGUUGGGAAUUCAAUCGGUAUUUGGCAACGCUGCUGACUUGCGUGGCAUGGUUUCAGGGAAAACAAAAGUCAGUCAAGUUUUUCAAAAAGCAUUUUUGGAAGUGAACGAGGAAGGUGCCGAAGCAGCAGCAGUAACAGGUUUUAUUAUGGUGAGAUUUUCUCAGUGUUUGGCAAAAUGUGAUCCAAUGACAUUUACAGCCGAUCAUCCUUUUGCCUUCUUAAUUCGUGAUGAGAAGACAAUUUAUUUCCAAGGACAUUUUGUUAAGCCACUUUUUUUCAAAAAAAUGAAAUACUUAGUUUUUCUAUUUCUGGCCACGUCAGUGUCGGCUAGUUUCACCGACGAUGUUUACCAGAUCCUGGCCAAGGAGGAUUCGGAUAAAAACAUAAUUUCUUCCCCUCUCUCCCUCGAAAUUGUAAUGGCCUUGCUGUAUAUGGGAUCCAAUGGAAAUACGGCUGAGGAAUUGCAAACCGCUUUGAAGCUGCCUGGGGAAAAGAAAGAUGUGGCCAAGAAAUACAAGGACUUCUUCACAAAUCUCCAUGGUCGUGAGAAGGUUGCUAUUCUUGAGCUGGCCAAUCGCAUUUAUGUCAACGAUCAGUGGAGUUUAGUGCCAGAGUUUAAUAAGAUUGUGGCUGACUCCUUCAAAGCCGAGGCAGUGCCCAUUAACGUACGUAAUCCCAAAUCUGCGGCAGCGACUAUUAACUCUUGGGUCUCUGGGCAUACGCGGAACAAAAUAACUGAAAUUGUGACUUAUCGAGAUAUAACUCCUGAUUUAGUCAUGGUUCUUAUAAAUGCCAUUUACUUCAAAGGCGAUUGGCAGUAUAAAUUUAACAAAGCUAAUACUAAGAAGAACAUUUUCCGAACUUCUUCGAAUCAAGAACUUCAGGUUGACAUGAUGUCUAUGGAUAAUAUAUAUAUUAAGGCCCUUAAGUUAGACGCCUUAGAUGCCAAGGUUAUUGAACUUCCAUAUCGAAACUCUAGCCUCUCCAUGCAAAUAUUCCUGCCAAACCGUAUUGAUGGUCUUAGUAAAUUGGAAAGCCAGAUCGGAGGCUUCGACCUCCAUGGUGGAUACCUCUAUCGACAAAAAGUGGACAACGUAAAAAUUCCGAAAUUUAAAAUUGAGUUUAAAAAAGAACUCGAAGAGGUUCUUAAAAAGUUGGGAAUUGAAUUGAUAUUUGACAACCCUGACUUGCGUGGCAUGGUUUCAGGGCCAACUAAAGUCAGUAAAGUUCUACAAAAAGCAUAUCUGGAAGUGAACGAGGAAGGUGCCGAAGCAGCAGCAGUAACAGCUGGUAUGAAGGUAACACUUUCCAGCUGUGUGGGCAUUUAUCGACAUAGGCAUAGUAUAUCGACAUUUAUAGCCGAUCAUCCUUUUGCCUUCUUAAUUCGUGAUGAGAAGACUAUUUAUUUCCAAGGACACUUUGUUAAGCCAUAAAAUAUAAAUAAUAUAAUCAUUUUAUGGAUUGAUGCGAUAUGUAAUCACUGUAAAAGUUUCGAUUACUACUACAAUAAAUCUGUAAAUUGACUUUCAAUGGUUUAUUUUAUGGCCCUUGAUUUCAUUUGUAUAAA
Messenger RNA from Drosophila bipectinata, 2429 nucleotides. RefSeq names its product serine protease inhibitor 42Dd-like. The record is from RefSeq and is a predicted model, not a curated record. Gene Ontology annotation, molecular function: serine-type endopeptidase inhibitor activity. Lineage: Eukaryota; Metazoa; Arthropoda; Insecta; Diptera; Drosophilidae.